UUUGGUUUAUGUUGAUUUAUUUAUUAGUGUUAUUAAAGCUAGGUAGCCAUGGCAGAAUCAGACGAUGAGUCAGGUGGUCAAGCAUCAGGGAGCAAAGAACUACUACAAGAAAGACUCCUUCCCAUAGCAAACGUUGGAAGGAUCAUGAAGAAAGCGUUACCAUCGAAAGCAAAGAUAUCAAAGGAAGCAAAAGAAACUAUGCAAGAGUGUGUAUCAGAGUUCAUAAGUUUCAUAACAGGUGAAGCAUCUGAGAAGUGUCAGAAAGAGAAGAGGAAAACAAUAAACGGUGAUGAUCUUGUUUGGGCCAUGACUACACUUGGUUUUGAAGAAUAUGCAGAACCUCUUAAGGUUUAUCUUCUUAAGUAUAGGGAAAUUGAAGGAGACAAGAAUUUUUCUAUGAAUAUGAUUGCUGGUAAAGAGCAGCAAGGUGGUAAUACUGAUCAUCGAUUCUUUCAAGGGUGAUGAUGAUAAUAAUAUUUCAAACAUAAUUUCAGGUUUUUUUUUUAAUGUUUGAUUGAGGUUUAUAGAACUAUACACCAGUUUGUUAUUGUUGUUUGAAUUUUUGUUGUUGAGAUUGAAAUAUACACAUUAUUCAUAGUGGUUGUGAUUAUAUCUCAGAAAAUAUAUAUUAUAGUGAUGAUUUGUAUUUUUGU
Lathyrus oleraceus (garden pea) is the source of this 653-nucleotide messenger RNA. RefSeq names its product nuclear transcription factor Y subunit B-3. Gene Ontology annotation, molecular function: protein heterodimerization activity; DNA-binding transcription activator activity, RNA polymerase II-specific; RNA polymerase II cis-regulatory region sequence-specific DNA binding. Gene Ontology annotation, cellular component: CCAAT-binding factor complex; nucleus. The transcript has a single exon. Lineage: Eukaryota; Viridiplantae; Streptophyta; Magnoliopsida; Fabales; Fabaceae. Gene Ontology annotation, biological process: regulation of transcription by RNA polymerase II. Bases 49 to 462 code for a protein of 137 amino acids. The record is from RefSeq and is a predicted model, not a curated record.